UCGUGCAUGACUAGUUCUGAUUAGUUCUGCGGUGUCACGUGUGCUUAACUACUCUAUCAUUUCUGUCUCGAUGUUGCACGAGCUAGGUCAGUGGCAACGACGUACGGAUCGGUCGAUGCUCAUGGACGACAUGGACGACUCUCGCCUGUUCAUGCAGUGGGCGGUGAGCACACUGGAGCAGCAGGAUCCAGGAGGAGCCGACGGCGGCAGCGAGAAGAGCGCCGGCUUCCCGUGUCUCCAGGCGCUCCGCGAUUCCUCGGAGCUGACCGAAGCACAGAACAGUCUGAGCUCCGGCGAUGACACCAGCGGCGGUGGAGGAAUCAUCACUCCAGCCCCCGAUUCGGCUGUGCACCAAGGCAGUUGGUCCAUGUCGUCCCCGACCUCGGGCGGGCCGUUCGCGCCCCCUGGCAUUAGCAGCACCGGCACCGGCACCAGCAACGCCCUGUCCAUGAGCUGGAACUUCGGCGCUGUCUUGCCGCCGCAGCCGGUCAGCAGCGGUGGCGGGGGCACGCUGGCCGCCGGGGCGCCGCUUCGUUCCUGCGUGUCACAGCCGACAAGGAGGGCAUCCACAAAGAGCACGCCGUACGCGCAAGACCACAUCAUGGCGGAGCGGAAGCGCCGGGAGAAUAUCAACCAGAGCUUCAUCGAGCUCUCCGCUCUCAUUCCCGGCCUCAAGAAGAUGGACAAGGGGACGAUUCUUGCCGACGCCACCAUAUUCGUGAAGGAGCUCCAAGAGAGGGUAAAGUACCUGGAGGCUGCCGGCGGCAACCACAGGAGCGUUGAGACCGUGGUGCUCGUCAGGAAGCUGUGCCGCCCUGUCGCGCCAGACGUCGGCGAGAGCUCCGCACGGUUCCUCUUGGCGGCCGGGACGCCAGCAAUUGGAAACCAGCUGCCGGAGAUCGAGGCAAAGCUCUCGGGGGACAACGUCAUGGUGAGGAUCCACUGUGAAACAAAUGGAAAAGGUCUGGUCUCCAGGGUUCUUGCGGAGGUCGAGGAGCUCCACCUCCGCAUCAUCCACAACGAUGUGAUGCCGUUCACGGCGUCCACCGUGAUCAUAACCACCAUGGCAGAGGCAAGUUAUGAUGAGUAAUACUAGCUGGCGUACGUUAUCCAGGUAUGCACACAAUGCUCAAUUGGAAUCGUUAGCUUGAUUUGUACCCUUUAGAAAAUUCAAACCUAGCUACUAGGCUAGUACCAUGAAAUAAUUGAAGGGGUGUGCCAUUGUUAGAACAUGUCUACAGCUCAAACUAAUAAAAGUGUUGUGGACGUAUGCAUCUCACGCCUAAAAACCAUAGUAAUUUCUUCUCUCUUUUUUGUUUUGCGGAGAAUUUUCUUCUCUCUCAUAUGUUGGAAAUUCUGUAAUCCUGUCGCACUAGUUGUUUAGGUUUGGUUUCAGCAAAUAAACCGGUCCAUGCAACGUGAGCCUGUUCACGGCUGGAUCGGAGCAGUAGCUAGGUAGUUAGCACGUUCUCUUGCGCAUG
Triticum urartu is the source of this 1481-nucleotide messenger RNA. RefSeq names its product transcription factor bHLH19-like. Gene Ontology annotation, molecular function: protein dimerization activity. The record is from RefSeq and is a predicted model, not a curated record. Lineage: Eukaryota; Viridiplantae; Streptophyta; Magnoliopsida; Poales; Poaceae.